Molecule: messenger RNA, 931 nt
Organism: Triticum aestivum (bread wheat)
Lineage: Eukaryota; Viridiplantae; Streptophyta; Magnoliopsida; Poales; Poaceae
Product: histidine-containing phosphotransfer protein 2-like
Exons: 6
Coding region: 112-540 (142 amino acids)
Biological process (GO): phosphorylation; phosphorelay signal transduction system; cytokinin-activated signaling pathway
Cellular component (GO): cytoplasm; nucleus
Molecular function (GO): protein histidine kinase binding; histidine phosphotransfer kinase activity
Source: RefSeq, a predicted model, not a curated record
CCCAGCUAUACAACCUCCGCUCCUCCUCCCGUCCUCGUUCACUCCGCAGCCGAAUUCCCCCCGUCUCCACCGCUCAGUCCCCCGGACCGCCGGACCUCUCCUCGCCUUUCCAUGGCUGCCGCAGCACUGAGGGUCCAGCUGAACGCCCAUAUGGCCGGCAUGUACACCGAGGGUGUGGUGGACGAGGACACGUUCGAGGCGCUGCGGGAGGACGGCAGUGCCGUCGAGGUCGCCCGCCUCUUCAUCAAUGACGCCUACGAGAUCGUCGACGACAUCGACACCCUGAUGGAGCAGCCCGAAGUGGACUUUGACGAGGUGGAAGCCCUGACACAGCAGCUCAUGCGGUGCACCUCCAGUGUUGGUGCACAGCAAGUGAACCUCGCCUGCAUGCACUUCAGCAAUUUCUAUGCCAUAAAAUAUAAAGGAGGGUGCCUCGUGUCAUUGGCUCUUGUUAGGAAUGAGUUCUUUAUUGUGCGACAUGAGUUGGAGGUCAUGAUCAAGCUCGAAGAGCAGAUCGCGGCAUGUGGUCCUAACUCUUAAGUAGCGGCAAGUGAAGGGGGAAGAGCGUGGCCCCAUGCAAUCCCUUGCAUUGUGGUGUCCAUGUGUUUCCAAGGAUGGAGCGCUUUUCGAAGGGUGUCUGGAACUAGGGGGUGCGCGUAAAACUUAAAUGAAUAUUCUCGCGUUGGAACUUUGGGCUCGUAAUCCCGUGAACGAAAAUUGUUGUCUUGUGUUGAUGUCAGUUUGUCAAGUCCAUAUUCAUUUUUCUGAGAGGAAUCAAGUCCAUAUUCUAGUGUAUCGUGGAUGUGUUGCCGCCCCGCCUACAGGCUGUGUAUAAAACCUAUACCUGGUUUGUUGGUCCUCUAGUGACUAUGUUUUUUUGUAUGUUGUGUUCAUUUUUCUCUAUAAGAAAGUCUUGUUGUUGGUUGUUGUA